This is a messenger RNA of Erythranthe guttata (spotted monkey flower), 1041 nucleotides long. The record is from RefSeq and is a predicted model, not a curated record. Lineage: Eukaryota; Viridiplantae; Streptophyta; Magnoliopsida; Lamiales; Phrymaceae.
AUGGCAAUUAUGAAAAUGAAUAUAGUUGGCGGUUUUGCGAGGCCAAGUGCAACGCCAACAAUCGAGAGGAAACUAGAAAGUGUAGAUCAUAUUAGGCUGCCGGAAAGUGUACGGAAAUCGAGAGUUCUGAUAGUCGGCGGCGCUGGAGUUGCUGGCCGGAACACCGCCGCUGCACUCACUAAAUUCUGUCCUGAUCUUCAUAUUGUCAUCGCCGGCCGUAACAGGGAAAAAGGUGGUCGAGUUGUAGCAACGUUGGGUGAUAACUCGGAGUUUGCUCAAGUCGACAUUGAAGAUGUCAAUUCUUUACACGCAGCGAUGACUGAUGUGGACGUUGUUGUUCAUGCAGCAGGCCCGUUUGAAUACGCAGACUGUAAUGUUUUAGAAGCCGCAAUCCAGACCAAGACAGCAUACAUCGACGUCUGUGACCAUGAAGGAUAUUCAAGGCGUGCAAAGUCCUACAAGAACAAGGCAAUGGCUGCAGGCGUUCCCGCCAUUACAAACGGUGGAUUCAAUCCAGGAGUGAGCAAUUUGAUGGCAGCAAUGCUUGUCGAUGAUGCAAAGAGUGAAAGCAGAGGCCGCCCUGAGAAGCUGAGAUUCAACUAUUUCACCGCUGGCAGUGGCGGCACGGGUCCAGGAGUUCUGGGCACAACCUUUUAUCUAAUGGCAGACGAGGCGGUUACAUACCAUAAAGGAGCAAAAGUGAAGUCGAAACCUUACACCGAUAUGCUCAACACUGACUUUGGAGAAGGGAUUGGCAAGAAGGAGGUUUUUCUUUUGAAUGUACCAGAGGUGGCAAGUGCUCACGAGGUUUUUGGAGUACCGAAUAUCAGUCUCCGCUUUGGAACUGCCCCAUUCUUCCCCAAUUGGACUCUUUCAGCUAUGAUCAAAAUCCUGCCUACUGAAAUUCUGAAGAACAAAAACAUAGUUCAGAUGUUGGUGCAACUAUCUUAUCCAAUGAUUCGCGCGGUGGAUGUAAUAUCUGGGGAGAACGCUUCAAUAAAGAUCAUUUUGCAGAGGAAAAGAGAUGAAGGCUACUACUAA